AUGGGACCGCUUCAUCCAAUUCUCGUCCUCAUAGCUAUCAUCCUAUGUCCUGUGCUUUCUGCUGUGGUGAAGAGCGAAGUAGGACCGAAAAGCUGGGAUCUGUCGACUUCACUGAACGGAUUCUCCUUCGAGCGAGCCAGGGCUCUCGCAGCCACUAAGUCACCCGACCGAACCGGUGUCUAUGUAUCACGACUGAAGCAUCUCAAAACCAAGGAUGAUGUCUAUCCGAGAUCCUCACUCUCCCUUCUCACGCAGCCCGACCAGCCACACGAAAAAGAUACCCCUCGCCAAAACAUUACCGCUGUCGGUGCCUUCUCGACUGCCUAUGCAAUUCAGUGCACUUGGGAUCAGACCCCAGUUUGGCUAAUCUUUGACACUGGAAGCUCAGAUACAUGGGCCGCCAAGACCGGUUUUAGGUGUGAGAACAGCGCGGGCGAUAAACGCAAUCAGGCUGCCUGCAAUUUUGGCCAACCGCACAUCCCAGAGUUUCUUAAAGACAUCUCUGAGGUGUACUUCCACCGACGCUAUGGAUCUGGCGAAGAUGUGGCAGGCCCCAUGGGUACCUCUGAUAUCGCAUGCGGAGGCGUAUCAGUUUCCGGGCAGCAAGUCGGAUUAGCCAACAGAGCAUACUGGCACGGUGACAAUGUCACUGUUGGUAUUCUCGGGCUUGCCUACCCAUCACUCACAAGCGGCUAUAUCGGUGAUCCAGAUGAUCCGGUCGACGACUCUGAGUGGAACAAUUAUCCUUACACUCCUUGGUUGACCAACGCCAUCUCGCAAGGAUUGAUCGACCCUGUUUUCAGUGUCACCAUCGAUACAAACACCAGCGACGGUGUACUGGCUUGGGGAGGACUUCCUCCUAUGCAUUGGCAUCCCAGGUCUUUUGCAUCCACAGACCUCAUCAUUGCAAAGCUUGUCGAACGGGACGUCACAGCUUGGAAGCCUUCGUUUUAUACUAUAAUUCCAGAUGGCCUUCAAUGGGGAAGCACAACGGACACAGGAAGGUAUCCCUACAUCGUUGAUACAGGGACUACAAUGAUGCUCCUCCCUCCUCCAUUGGCCGAAGCCAUCGCAAAUGCGUUUGACCCUCCCGCUACGUACAUGGUGCAAUGGGGAGCCUACUUUGCCGACUGCAAAGCUGUGCCUCCUCAUUUCGCGGUCAUUAUUUCAGGCGUUCGUUUCUGGAUCAACCCAGCAGACCUGAUCUACGAAGAACUCAAGGAUCCAUCCAAUGAGAAGUGUGCUUUGGCUAUUUCGACUGGUAAAUCUGGACCGUAUGUCCUGGGCGACGUGUUCUUGCAGAAUGUGGUGGCUGUCUUCGAUGUUGGCGGUGCAGAAAUGCGGUUCUAUUCGAAAUACUAG
This is a messenger RNA of Fusarium pseudograminearum CS3096, 1362 nucleotides long. RefSeq lists its product as uncharacterized. Lineage: Eukaryota; Fungi; Ascomycota; Sordariomycetes; Hypocreales; Nectriaceae. Gene Ontology annotation, biological process: proteolysis. The transcript has 3 exons. The record is from RefSeq and is a predicted model, not a curated record. Gene Ontology annotation, molecular function: aspartic-type endopeptidase activity. Bases 1 to 1362 code for a protein of 453 amino acids. Gene Ontology annotation, cellular component: fungal-type vacuole.